Molecule: messenger RNA, 1125 nt
Organism: Kluyveromyces marxianus DMKU3-1042
Lineage: Eukaryota; Fungi; Ascomycota; Saccharomycetes; Saccharomycetales; Saccharomycetaceae
Gene: IWR1
Product: Iwr1p
Exons: 1
Coding region: 1-1125 (374 amino acids)
Biological process (GO): protein import into nucleus
Cellular component (GO): cytoplasm
Source: RefSeq, a predicted model, not a curated record
AUGGCGGAGAAUGAUAGAGUUAACGAUAGAAUAUCUGGUGUAGAGUGUAUACGAGUGAAAAGAAGGCGAGAUGAAGAUUCUGUAAAGGCAUUAUUGCUAGAGGAGGAGAGAAAUGCAAAGAAGGGGAAGUUCGUCUUCAAGCUUUCCAAGACUGUCGAGCUUGAGAGCCGCAGUGAUGAUUCGAAAAGUCCACUAUUGAAGUUGAGCGGUACUAGAAGUGAUAAGAAAAUGGUCUAUGUGUUAGAAAGGGGACAAGAAAGGGAUCAAGAAGGGGAUUCAGGCUCGAAUCAACAAGCAGAUCAACAGGAGUUACCAGAGAGUAUUGCCGAAAUGUUAAACGAUUACUUGAAGAUAAAACCUAGUCCCAGCUCACAACAACCGGCAAAGAAACGUAAGGCUAGUAGAAAACAUUCUGUUACGUCCUCAUCUAUAACAGAGCCAACUCUACCGACUUCAGACUAUGUCUACGAUGUGUACGUCAAAGAGUCCAUACCAGAGGACGAAGAUGAAUUCGUAUUUGAUGGGAGCACUAUCGGGUACAUCAGAAUUGUGGAGCACAGCGGAGAUCUCAUUCCGGAAGAAGAUGAAGAUCCUGAAAAGACAAUGCUAACUGAUGACGAGGAUUCAAAUGAAGAAGACUAUUACCAAAACGACUACCCGGAAGAUGAAGAUGAUGAUCGAUCCAUCGUGAUUGGAAGCGACGAAGAUUUCUCCAACUCGGAGGAUGUGGUGUACUUGGACCAAGUGGACGUGGAUGGGUACCAAGAUGGCGUGCCGGACGACGAACAACAGGACGACGAGUUUGAGUCAUUAUUCCAAACAUAUGGCAACUCAUCCAACCUUUUGAGCUCGCUUAACGCCCACAACUAUGUCGACCUAGACUACGAUGAUGAUGAUGUCGACGACAACGUACCGGACGGUUACGAUUACGAUGGUGAUUACACGAAUGGUACGGCGAAUCAUGGAACGACAAAUCACAAUCACGUGACUAACCAAUCACGUGACACAGACGAUUCAGAUCUGGAGCAAAGACACAUAUUCUUUCCCUCUGACGAGCAUGACGAAACAGCAAUUCACCGCGAUCGUAUAUUCAACAAGUUACAGAAUAUGAUUGACAAGUCUUGA